Messenger RNA from Recurvomyces mirabilis, 624 nucleotides. RefSeq lists its product as uncharacterized. The record is from RefSeq and is a predicted model, not a curated record. NCBI's taxonomy places the organism in Eukaryota, Fungi, Ascomycota, Dothideomycetes, Mycosphaerellales, Teratosphaeriaceae. The transcript has a single exon. The coding region runs from base 1 to 624 and encodes 207 amino acids.
AUGUCUGCCGGCGAUACCAAAGCAGCCUUUCUCCGAAUCCCUUGGGCUGCCCAUCUGAUCGACCGUCCCAACAUUAUAUUUCGAGUGCCUGGGUCCAGGAACUCGAAGUCGAGCACUGAGGACUCGUUAUUUGCAGAGGUACUGAAGUCUCCUCGGACGAUCACGUCAUGCAUCUCCUUCUUCACAAAGCCAGCAGACGACGAUGAGAAAAUCGAGGAAGUGUCAACCUUGAUACUCAUGGGCGAUGGCAUGAACGGACACCCAGGCAUACUACACGGUGGCAUUGUGGCAUCGAUACUGGACGAGGCGAUGGGUAUACUGCAGAACGCCAACCACGAUAGAGCACACUUCAUGCGGGUUGGCAAGGGCUUCGACUCUGGCGAAAGUCCACCUCACGGUAUCAGCUCGUUCACAGCCACGCUCACGGUGAACUACUUGAAGCCUGUCCAUACGCCUGGUGGCCUCAUAUGCACCGCACGAUAUACGAGGAGAGAGGGAAGGAAAGAAUGGAUACAUGCAGUGGUCAAGCAGCAUGUCUCGCAUGGCGAGGAUGAUUAUGGAGAGGAGAUUGUUUGUGCUAGUGGAGAUGCACUAUUCAUCGAGCCGAAGGCUAGUAAGCUAUGA